Molecule: messenger RNA, 824 nt
Organism: Eupeodes corollae
Lineage: Eukaryota; Metazoa; Arthropoda; Insecta; Diptera; Syrphidae
Product: protein NDUFAF4 homolog
Exons: 4
Coding region: 91-702 (203 amino acids)
Biological process (GO): mitochondrial respiratory chain complex I assembly
Cellular component (GO): mitochondrion
Source: RefSeq, a predicted model, not a curated record
UGUCAGCUGAGAGGCAGCUACCGCAACUCGAUUAAAAAAAUUUCUUUUCCCAAAGAAAUAAAUAAAUUCCAUAAAUAAAAACUUAAAAAAAUGGGCAAAGUUGUUUCGAAAAUGGGGCGGGCCAUUAACCGCUUCAAUGUCGAGAAUCGAGCACAUCGUGUCCUGGAGCGUGACAAGCCAACAGCAGCACCUAAAUUCGAUUCGAACAUUCAGGAUUUAAAAAGAGCCUUGGAACUUGAUCCAAUGUUGGUUGAAAAACUCAAUAAAAAGGAUUCACAUUUGGAUGACCGGUUGAAAAAUGUUUAUGUAACCUCCGAGGAUCGUUACAUUGACUAUGAUCUAAAGAGACCACAAAGUGAUGAUCGAACUUUACCGUUGGAUAGAAAAAUAGUAGAGGACUUCGAAUACGGAUUCAAAGAACCAGUUCGUGUUACGCCAGGACGAUGUACUCUGCGACAAGCCAUGAAAUUCAUUACAGACCAUCAAGGUGAUCCGAAUUUGUGGACACCAAAAAAAAUCGCCGCUGACUACAAAAUCAAAGAAGAAGUUGUUGAGAAAAUUGUGAGUCAUUUCAUGAGCUUCCAAAUCUACAUACCAGACAUCAACAGCAAAGACAACAUUCUAAUUCAGGCUAAGACAAAACUAAUUGAUGAAAACAAAGAAAAGCAAAAGGAAAAAGACAAAGAUAAAGAACAAACGUGAAUGUAAUUAUCUCAGCUCAAUCACAAAACAAAAGGAUGUAUGCUAUUACUUAGUUUUUAAGUAGCGAAAAGAAUUUUAAUUUAAAGUAAAGAAAAACAUAUUAAAAGUUGUUACCGAGGUAA